AUGUCCGACGCCGAGGGUUUCGAGGUCGUCCAGCAUUCGGAUGCUCCUGCCCCUGCACCCGCACCUGAGCCAGCUGCCCCCGCGACACCCGUCUCUCCGAAUGGAGCCGCAGAGAAGAAGACGACGACCGGCGCCGGCACCAAACGUACCGUAGCCCCGGUUACUGCAGCUGCUCGUCGCCCAGCAGCCACCGGCACUACCUCGACAAAGUUGGCGGCAAGCUCAACCACAAGCUCGACAACACGGACGAGCACAGCUGGCGGUGUAAGCAAGGCUCCGACCCGCCCUACCGCCGGAACGACUGCCGCGGGAACGGGCCCCGCCAAGCGGCCGUCGACCGCGGCCUCAACUGUCUCGCACCGCUCGCGGCCCUCCGUCUCCGAAGAUGAGAAGAAGCGAACAACAGGCUCUGGCUCCACUGGAACAUCCCGCCGCACCUCGAUAGCUCCCAGUGCUGCUCCCAGCUCGCCCAGCAAGCCGAGAACCACGGGCAGCAACAGUACUGCCGUGACCACCGCCGCCGCAAGAAAACCCCCCGCUGCUUCAGCCACUACGCCCUCGAAGACGUCGACGACCACCUCAAGAUCCUCCACCACAACUUCGUCGGCUCCCGCUCCUGCGACCCGCACAGCCCCUAGGCCCACUGCUACGGGUGCCGUAGCCGAGGCCAAGAAGCGGCUAUCGUCAGUGUCGGGGAACACAACCGGCACAACUGCUCGCCAUGCGCCUCGUGCCUCGCUGGCAUCUAGUACGUCCAGCGCGGCUGCGGCCGCUUCCGAGUCCGCCAAGGAAGUCGAGGACCUCAAGUCGAAGCUCGCGUGUAGCGAGUCUGAGAUAGCCGAGUUGAAGGCCCAAGUCGCUUCGUCUCAGGAGAAGAUCACAUCGCUCACCGACAAGGCUGGUGCUGCCGAAGAUGUCCAAGGAGCGCCUGAAGGCACCAUCAACCAGGAAGCUCUGGAGGGCCUGAAGGCGGAGCAUGCUGCCGAGGUUGAGACUUUGAACCAGCAGGUGUCCGAGAUCCGGGACAAGCUUGCUGCCGCCGAAGCCGAGCUGGCUGCGCAGAGAAGUCAGCUUGCCGAAGCUGCCAGCGCAAAGGAAGCUGCUGAGGCCGAGAUGACUGGGCUCAAGACCACCCUGCAAGACCUUCAAACGGAACAUGGUACUAAGUUGAAGGAGGCCCAGACGAACCUGACCAAGGUAAGCGAGGACCACGCUGCUGAACUUCAGGCGCUCCAGCAGAGCCUGAAGGAACAACACGAAGCAGCUCUCGACGAACUGAAGGCCAAGCAUGCCGAAGAGCUGCAGGGCGGGAACAGCGCGCUCGUUGCCAACCAUGAGAAGGCCAUCCAAGCGCUCAAUGCCAGCCAUGAGAGCGCUCUCGUCGAGCUGCAAAAGAAGGUUGACGAUCUGAUGUCAGCUCGCGAAACCUUUGCAGUUGAGCACGAGGCGAAGCUGCAAGCUGAGUCGGCGAAACUCGAAACUGAAAUCGCGGUUCUCAAAGACAAAGUUGAAGCUGCUGAGAAGAGGGCCGAGGCUGCCGAGUCUGAACUUGAGGCGAAGACAGCGUCUCUAACUGUUCUAGAGGCCAAGGUUGCCGAGAUAGACGCUGAGCUUUUGGCCGCCAAGGAAGAAGCCGCCAACGCCACCAGCUCACACGCCGAGCUCGAGAAGCUAAUUGAAAGUCUGAGGGAUGAGAGAAAGUCGAAGGAUGCCACGAUCGCCAAGAUGAAGGAGGAGCACGCAGCCGCGGCCGACCACCACCAGAAGCAGCUCCGGCAGAUCAGUCAGGAUUAUGAGGACGAGAUUGAGAGUCUGCGGGGCGAUGCCUUCUUCAAGCGGCGGUUCGAGGAGCUGGAGGUCAAGCAUAAUGAACUCACCAAGGCUCACGAGGAAGCUCUAGAGAACCACGCCAAGGCGCUGGAAGCUGCCAGGGCUGAGCACGAGGCCGCCGUCAAGGCGUUGGAGGCCAAAGAGGCCGAGCAUCAACAGGCUCUGGAUGCUUUGCAGGCGAGCCAUGCCGAAGAGUUGGAAGCAGCCAAGAAUCUGGCCAGGCAGGCGCACCAAGCGAGCGCGGAGGAGAUCGAGUCCCUGAAGGCUAGCCACGCCAGCCAGAUUGACAUUCUCAGGUCUGAGAGCGAAGCCAGCCUAGCCAAGCAGCUGGAGGCUUUGAAAGCUACGCACGCCGAAGCCCUCGAAAGCCUGCAGAAUGAUGCUGCCGCAGAGAAGGAGCAACUGCUGGCCAAACAUGCCGAGGAAUUUGCUGCGGCCAAGGCGGCGGGCGAUGACAGCCAUGCUGCCCUCUUGGAGCAGAUCAAGCAGGAACUCGAGGCCAAGCACACCGAGGACCUUGCCAAAUUAACAGCACAGCUUGAGGCGGCCAGCAGGCUGAAGGAGGAGCUCGAGGCCCAGCAUGCGGAGCAGGUUGCCAAGAUGACGGCGGAGCUUGGGUCGGCUAGCGGUCUCACACAGGAACUCGAAACCAAGCAUGCAGAGGAGAUCGAGAAGCUGACGGCUCAGCUCGAGGCGGCCGGCGGUUCCAAGGAGGAAUUGGAAGCCAAGCAUGCCGAAGAGAUUUCCAGACUGACGGCCGAACUCGAGGCCGCCAAGGGCCUUCAGCAGGAUGUCCAGGCUGCCCACGCCAAGCUUGCCGACGCGGAGGCUAGCCAUGCAUCCGCCAUUGCUUCCCUCAAGAAGGCUCUGGAGGACGACCAUGCGGCUGAGGUGCAAAAGCUCAUCGCGAUGCACAACGAGGCACAGCAGGCCUUGAGAGCCGAGGGCACAACGAGCGCGAAGGCCCAGCUUGACGAGUUGCGGGCUGAACACGCCGGUCUCCUCAAGGAGCUGAAGUCCAAGUAUGAAUCGAGCUCCAAGUCGGUCUCGGAGGAGCUGGCCAAGGUGGAAGCGGCCAAGAGCGAGGUUGAUGCAGCCUUCGAGGCACUCAAGGCCGAGCAUGCCAAAGCAGUGGAGGAGGUCGACAGCCUCAGCCAGCAGCUGGCGCUGGAGAAGAUGGAGAAGUUCACUGCCCAGGCUGAGCUCGAUGCCGCGAAGAACGCCAAGCCCGACACGACCGAGCUGGAUGCCCUCAAGGAGCAACUUGCCUCUCUCGCAGCGGCACACGAAAAAGAAAUCGCCCAGCUCAAGGCUAGUCAUGAGGAGGCUCUUAGUAGCGCCGGAGAGGCCUCGAGCAAGGCUGCUGCUGAGCUUGCCAGCUCCAAGGAGGAGCUGGCCAUGGCCCUGAAGGAGCUGGAGGCGCACAAGCUGGAGACUGAGGCCAAGCUCAAGACGUCCGAGGCCGACUACAAGGAUAUGCACGACAGCAUGACGCAGCUUGUCGAGGAGGCGCAGACGCUGGCGGCGGAGAACCUGAAGAAGCUCGCGGACACGGAAAACCGGCUCGGCGAGGCGGACCAGAAGAUCGCCGAGCUUACGGCACAGCUCAAGGUCAGGGACGCGGAGCUGGCGGAGGCAAAGACUAAGACAGAGCCACCCAAGGGCCUGGCCGCGAGCCGCUUCGCCGGCGCCAACGACGACGACACCAAUGAGGACACCACUGCCAACCAAUCCGCCGAAGGUGAGGCAGAGCCGGAUCAUUCUUCGGCAGCAUUAGCUUCGGUGCGAACAACCCUAGCUUAUCACGCAGCAUUCCUAUAA
This is a messenger RNA of Parathielavia appendiculata, 3651 nucleotides long. RefSeq lists its product as uncharacterized. The transcript is spliced from 2 exons. NCBI's taxonomy places the organism in Eukaryota, Fungi, Ascomycota, Sordariomycetes, Sordariales, Chaetomiaceae. Bases 1 to 3651 code for a protein of 1216 amino acids. The record is from RefSeq and is a predicted model, not a curated record.